Molecule: messenger RNA, 579 nt
Organism: Monoraphidium neglectum
Lineage: Eukaryota; Viridiplantae; Chlorophyta; Chlorophyceae; Sphaeropleales; Selenastraceae
Exons: 2
Coding region: 1-579 (192 amino acids)
Source: RefSeq, a predicted model, not a curated record
AUGAGCCCGUUCAAGAGGCCAGGCUCCGCGCCCGGCAGCUUCCACGCCAGCUUCGAGGUGCUGCCUGGCAACGGCCCCGCGGACGAGCCCAGCGGCGCCGCCGCAGGCGAGGCGCCGCGCGUGGCAUACGCCGUCAGGGCGGACCCGAUGCUCCUUGAAGCGGUGCGUCAGAUGAUGCCAGAGCUUCUCGCCCUGCCGAGCGGCGACGACACCCCCAGCGCCGGCGCCGGCGGCGGAGCCGGCGGCGCGGCUUUCGCGCGGCUCAGCCCUGCGGCGUCUGCGGUCCUGGCGGACGCCGCCGCCGCCGCAGCAGCAGCAGCCUCGGAAACUGCGAUCACCCUCGAGACAGCGACGCAUGUGAUGUACGGCGGCUGCUUGUACCCGCUGCUGUGGAAUGCUGAUGGCGAGCCGAUCAUCCUCGCGCCCAACUACACUAAUCUCGGCCACCUGCACUAUUACGCGGCGCCCCGCGCGUCUGUGUCGGGCCAGGUUGCAACCGGCAAGGCCUGGCCAAGUCCAGUCUGCCAGACUCUGGCAAAGCUGCCAGUAGACCGCUACUACGAAGUGUACCUGGCAUGA